AAAAAAAAGGGCACGCUGCCGUCCGCCAUCGCAAGGUCAGCCGGUAGGGCACGCCGCCGUUCGCUCGUCGGCACCCCGGCGUCCCAAUCGUGCCCGCGUGCGCCGCCACCCCUGCUUCCCGCUCGUCGCCGUCCCGGCAUCCCGCUUGUCCCCACGUGCGCCGCCUUUUUGCCUCCGCCGGCGCCGCCACUGCUCCCUGCUCGUCGCCGCCGGUGGAGCAAGAGGAAGGGUGCUGCGAGGGACGAGCACAAGAAGCCGGCAGAGGAGGAGAACAAGAAUCCGGCGUGGGAGGAUGUGGAUCCGGCGAGAAAGCAGGUCCAAGAUUGAUGCGGGAGAGGUGCAGCAGCUGUAUGGUGCCACUGAGAAGAUACACCCUGGGGUUGAUGCACAGCCGGAAGGCGAGGACUGCGAUGACCACAAAAAGAAGGGGCAGGUCUUCUAUCCUUCAGACCGGCCAACAGAGCAGUUGUUCUACCAAGCAAGCAAAUGCAGUGAAGAAACCACCACCACCGGUUUUUCACAGCCGAAGCACAUACUCUCAGACGUGAACGCAGCGGCGACAGGAAUAGGAGAUGGCGACGAAGCAUUGUUCUGACAAGUAGCACAAUACCAGAUGGUUUGGAAGUAGGCAGCAGGUCCCAAUCAAGCCAACGGGUUUUCUUCUGAAACUUUGAUGGCUUGAUUAAUUAUUAGGAAGAUGGAUGCCUCAGAAGAGGAGUUCAUGUGCAGAAGAAAGAAGCUGAGAAGAAGAGGUUUCAAGAAAAGAGCAACUCACAUGAGAAAUUCUGAAUCCUCAAGGUGAGUGUAUAGCAGCUAGUAUGCAAAGUUAUUCAUGGUGCUAUUGACAGGCACUUUCAGUUUUCUCUUUUGUUCCACGCUGAUGAUAUCAGCUUGUAAAAUCAAUACAGUACGGACUAAGCAGUACUGCAUAUUGACUCACAAUGAUACUACUCUACUUAUUAGUACU
Messenger RNA from Triticum aestivum (bread wheat), 967 nucleotides. RefSeq lists its product as uncharacterized. The record is from RefSeq and is a predicted model, not a curated record. Lineage: Eukaryota; Viridiplantae; Streptophyta; Magnoliopsida; Poales; Poaceae. The transcript is spliced from 5 exons. Bases 293 to 595 code for a protein of 100 amino acids.